Messenger RNA from Dunckerocampus dactyliophorus (ringed pipefish), 2654 nucleotides. Its product is annotated as ADP-ribosylation factor-binding protein GGA2-like. The transcript has 16 exons. The record is from RefSeq and is a predicted model, not a curated record. Gene Ontology annotation, biological process: vesicle-mediated transport; intracellular protein transport. The coding region runs from base 468 to 2276 and encodes 602 amino acids. Gene Ontology annotation, cellular component: trans-Golgi network. Lineage: Eukaryota; Metazoa; Chordata; Actinopteri; Syngnathiformes; Syngnathidae. Gene Ontology annotation, molecular function: ubiquitin binding; phosphatidylinositol binding; small GTPase binding.
GCAUAGAAGGUUUAAUACCAGGAGCAGGAGCAGGCCUUGCUUUGGCCAAGCAAAAAUGAAUGCUGCCAUAAAGCUGUGAUUAUUCUAUUGUGUGGAGUACAGCAUGCUGUCUAGCCAGUGAGAGCGAUUAGUGCAAUAAGUGGAUUUCUCAUUAGUUUAUUCCAGGAGUUAAUUGUAAAAGUGUACGAAUUGUGCUUUACAAAUAAACGCGCCUUGACUGGCUUUAAUUACACUAAAUAGUGUACAAGUAUGGUUACUUGUGUAAUUAGAAGUGAAACUUUUGUCCAAGCAAGAUUACUUGUACAAGUGUCGAUAGUUCACAAGUAGCGUAACUACAAGGCGUAUGACAAGUGAAUGCAGCAUGAGUGUCACAUGUCACCUCAGGCAAGAGUUUGACAACUUCUCUGACACGCUCACGUCAACAACCUCUAAAAAAGCAACCCCAGACGUGCAGCAGAAGAGAGGCAAUGGCGGCCGAAGACAACCAGGCAACUUUGGAGUCAUGGCUGAACGGCGCCACAGACCCAACAAACCAGGAGGACAGAUGGGACAGCAUUCAGGGAUUCUAUCAGCUGGUUAGCAAGGAGGCUGAUGGUCCACAGGUGGCUCUUAGUCUUCUUGCACAUAAAAUCCAAUCUCCUCAGGAAAAAGAGGCUUUGCAAGCUUUGACUGUUCUGGAGGCGUGCAUGAAUAACUGUGGCAAAAGGUUCCACACCGAAGCUGCCAAGUUCCGGUUCCUUAAUGAGCUCAUCAAAGUCUUGACACCAAAGUACUUUGGUUCGUGGACUCCUCAGAAGGUUAAAGAUCGACUGACUGAGAUUCUGUACAGCUGGACACUCUGGCUCAAAGAGGAAACCAAGAUUCAGGAAGCUUACUCCAUGCUGAAGAAACAAGGCAUCAUAAAGAAAGAUCCAAAACUACCAGAUACACUCAUAAUGGCUCCUCCACCGCAAAGAAGCACAGACUCGGUUUUUGACCAAGAAGAUAAGGCCACGCUAUUAGCCAGAUUACUAAAAAGUGGACGCCCUGAAGACCUGGAGACUGCCAACAGUCUCAUUAAAAGCACAAUGAAAGAGGAGCAAGAGAAAGCUGAAAAAGUGCUCAAGCGGCAAUCCACUCUGAAGGCAGUGGACAGCAGUACCAAGCAGCUCCGAGAGAUGUUGGACCAGCAUGCAGUCACUGGAUCGUUGUUACAGCCUAGUGAUGAUUUAAAGGCCUUGUAUGAGAGCUGUGAGCGACUCAGACCGAGGCUCUUUCGCCUGGCAAGCGACACGGUAGACGACGACAGCGCUCUGACACAGAUCCUGGCUGCCAAUGACGAUCUCACACUUGCUGUCAAUGCCUACAAAGACCAAGUGGGGAGGCGAGAGUGUGACGGAAAGAGCAAAAGUGAAGAAAUAGCGACAGAAAAGACUCCUACAAGUCCCAGAGAGAUUAAAAGCUACCACCUCAUCGACCUCUCGGCUUUCGACUCACCACAGACAGAAAGAAAAGCAGACUCACCUUCUUCCUCUGAAUCUUCGUCACCCGUCUUCUUCGCUCAUCUGCAAAGAACCUGCAACUCAAUGGCUGAGCAGAGGACUUCGGAAUCAGAGUUACUUCUUCUUUCUCCAAAAUCAUAUUAUGAUGACCUGAUGCAACUUAAUGGAGGGGUUGAUGAAAGAAAUGCAGAGCAGAGUGUGGAGAGGGGCCCCUUGCUGAGAGCCCGUGGAUGUGGGGGGAGCAGUUCUUCAUCAAAUGCAACAAACAUAUGGUCACACAAUCAACCAUUUACAAGCUUGGGAUCAUCGUCCAGUCACUGUCAACCUCCAGGACGUCCAGAGGACAGCAUUUGUCAGCAGCAUGUACUUAAAAAUGUCUUAGUUCCCAUGGAGAACAUCAAGUCUAGUCAGUUGGAACCUAUCACCAUAUACAACCAAGGUGGUGUUCACGUCUCGCUCCAUUUUGCCAGAGACUCACCGCCCGGUCAUCCUGGUGUUGCUGUGGUCGUGCUCUCCACUGUGAAUACCUCCUCCCUGGAGGUGAAAGAUUUUGUGUUUCAAGCUGCUGUGCCAAAGACCAUGUCAGUGAAACUUCAACCUGCAUCAGUGACAUACCUGCCAUCGUACAACCCCCUCUUGCCCCCACCUGCUAUUGCACAGGUGCUCCUGUUGGCUAAUCCACAGACGCGUAAAGUGCGCCUGCGCUACAAGCUCACACUGACACACGGACGGCAACAGUUGAGCGAGACCGGAGAGAUACAAAAGUUCCCUGACUGGACCUCUAUGAUUGGCUAAUGAAAAAGCACAUUUCUAUACACACACACACACUUCAUAACCUUGCCAGGAAGCAGAGAAGAGAUCGUUAUCUGUGGAUAAAAAUAUUUUGGCUUUGUCCCUUAUUGGGCUUGUGCCAUUGUUUUAAUACUUUCUGCAUGCCAUUAUAUUGCUGGUCACAUCUGCCAAGGAAAAACAUUCAAUUUUAUACAUUUGCGACAUUCCAGAUUCACAACAUGUCAGAAGGAGGAAGUUCUGUAUGAAGACAUUUCUAAGGAAUUAUCUUUGGUUUGUUUAUUUCAUUGUGUCAAUUUCAUUUAUUUUUUCCCCAGUGAUACUGUAUAUCUGAAGGCGUGUCUGCUGCCAUCGAUCUGAAUAAAUCAAAACCAUAGGACCCAU